GCCGCCAUGAGAGACGAGUCAGAGAGGAAAUCAUUAAAAGAGGAAAAAUAGAGAUUUUUUUUUUAAUAAAGUAGACUUUUUCUUUCUUCGUCAAGUGGAUGGCUUCGUGGUCUUGCAAUCUCUAUCUCGUAUUUACUUCUCUGGCUCUUGUUUGCGCUGCUACUGUAGUUGUUCGCCAACAACGCUCGGCCUUCAGCGCUUGCAGAAGCAGCUAGGGUUUCUUGGGAAGCGUUCGGGCUUUAACUUCGCGUUUCCUGACCCGGCGUUCGGCCACGGAAGCUAGGGUUUCUGCCAUUUUUCCAUUAGGGGGAAGCUUUGGAAGCGAGAGCUUGUUUUCUUGGAAGGAGAGACGUGUUCUCUGGAGUGUAGUAGGUUAUCUUUCGUUCAACCACUCUUUCCGAACUUGUUCUGGCGUUGGGCUCCUUUUCUGGUAAUGAGGUUUGGCGUUUCCGGGUGCAUUAAAGGGAAGAGGUAGGGAAAAGGCUGGGAUUUUUCUUGCUUUCGCGGAAGCGGAUGGGGGGAAAUGACCUUUGAGUCCGGCUUUUCUCCAUGGGGCCUCAGCUUUUCCGUAACUCGUACCCAAUCCCACGCCAGCGUCCCCUUCUUUGGCUUUUGUUGGUUUCUUGAGCGAGCCAUUGGAGUUGUCUAGGGCAUAGGGGUUUCUCUCUGAGCUCUCUUGAUCCAAGGUUCUCCUUCUCCCUGCUUUGCUCUUCUCCUGAGGCCGGAAAGUUCGAAUUUUGAUAGCGUUCUGGUGGAGAAGACCGAAAAGCUUGAAGUUUUAUAGUAUUUUCUAGGGCUUUCCUGUAGUAUUUUCCUUGUGCUUAGGGUUUGGGAGUGAGGCGGAGGUCUCGAGUCAGUUGCAUGGAUGGGAGAGAAGGGAUGGCAAUGUCCGGGCCGGCGCCCUACUACAUGCAGAGAGGGAUAGGAGGUCCGGUCGCCGGUUCGCAGCAUCCGGGGCUGCAUGGGCCGCCGCCGGGGAUCCGGUCGAUGCCGAACCCCGGCUCGAGCCUGGCCGCGCAGUCCUCCGGCAUGGGGCCCGGCGGGGGACCGAUCGGGUCGGCGGCGUUUCAGGUAGAGUCCUCGCCGGCGAUCUCUCCCCAAGGUGGCGGCGGCAUGGGCGGCGGGGGGCAUGCGGGAGUGGGCUCGGGGGAGCCCAUGAAGAGGAAGCGGGGGAGGCCUCGGAAGUACGGGCCGGACGGGACUAUGGCGCUGGCUCUGUCUCCCAUCUCCUCUGCGACGCCCCCAGGGUCGGGGAUGGGGUCGGGCUCGGGCUCGGCUGCUCCUACUCAAAAGCGGGGUAGAGGCCGGCCACCGGGCACUGGGAGGAAGCAGCAGUUGGCUUCGCUCGGGGAAUGGGUUGCUGGGUCAGCUGGCAUGGGUUUUACACCACACAUUAUAACAAUUGCUGUAGGAGAGGACAUAGCAUCCAAAAUAAUGUCCUUUUCACAACAGGGACCGCGUGCUGUCUGUAUCCUCUCGGCUAAUGGUGCUGUCUCUACAGUGACCCUUCGCCAGCCAGCAACUUCUGGUGGCACUGUCACUUAUGAGGGCCGCUUUGAAAUACUUUGCUUGUCGGGAUCCUAUAUGUUGACUGAUGAUGGAGGAUCCCGUAGCCGGAGUGGUGGUUUAAGCAUAUCUCUUUCUAGCCCCGAUGGUCGUGUGAUUGGUGGUGGUGUUGGGGGAUUGCUUAUUGCUGCAACUCCUGUGCAGGUAAUAGUGGGGAGCUUUAUUUAUGGCGGGUCGAAAGCGAAAAGCAAAGCCAAGACCAGCCAACAACCAGGUGCUGAAUCCGAUCAUCCAGUAGGGGAUAAACAAGGCACACCAUCUGGUGCACCUCCCAGCCAAAAUCUCACCCCUUCUGUCCUGGGUGGAUGGCCUGGUUCAAGGCAAAUGGACAUCAGGAAUGCUCACAUCGACAUUGACUUGACCUGCGGGUAGCUCAUGCUGGCUAUUUAUACUUCGAUGGGUGGUGUGUGUAUAUGUGGCGUUUGUAGGAUGAUUGGGGAGCCUUGGGGAAGACUAGCAAUAUUUUGCGAGCCUUGCUGAACUCGCAUUUUAUUCCUGCUUAAUCUCAAUUCGUACUAACUUCAUUUUGCAGAAGAUAUCAACCAUUUAAAUGCCUCUUGUGAAAAUUUUUUUGGUUUCCACCAAUUGUCAUACUUAGCAUUAUAUGGCGUCAAGUAUUGCCUGUACAUUGCUGGUAUGCCAUCUUUACUGUGCUGUUUCUUUGCUGUUGUCUCAGGCGUCAGGAAAUUUUUGAGAUCACCAACUUGUUAUGUUGGGUCUUUUCAGUUUUAAUGUUGCCUGUAAUCAAUUUGAGUGCAUCUCCAGUCAAAUUACCAGUCAAGCUGCCUUUAAUGUGCAAUGUUCAGGGCAUGCUGCCAAUUUAUCUUUAAUCGUUUUGACUGGAUCCAGUGGUAGUUCGAGUCGCAUGGUCUGGUCUGUCAUUGUAAUGUUGUCAAACUAUUUUUAAGUUUGGUUGUUUAUGUCAAAAUUUUCUGAUUGCAAAGGGAAACCAAUUCUCUGUUCUUUGUUCUUA
Molecule: messenger RNA, 2539 nt
Organism: Phoenix dactylifera (date palm)
Lineage: Eukaryota; Viridiplantae; Streptophyta; Magnoliopsida; Arecales; Arecaceae
Product: AT-hook motif nuclear-localized protein 11-like
Molecular function (GO): minor groove of adenine-thymine-rich DNA binding
Source: RefSeq, a predicted model, not a curated record